Sinocyclocheilus anshuiensis is the source of this 3291-nucleotide messenger RNA. It is a transcript of the gene esr2a, whose product is annotated as estrogen receptor 2a. The coding region runs from base 432 to 2138 and encodes 568 amino acids. The transcript is spliced from 11 exons. Gene Ontology annotation, molecular function: sequence-specific DNA binding; steroid binding; nuclear estrogen receptor activity. Lineage: Eukaryota; Metazoa; Chordata; Actinopteri; Cypriniformes; Cyprinidae. The record is from RefSeq and is a predicted model, not a curated record. Gene Ontology annotation, cellular component: nucleus. Gene Ontology annotation, biological process: cellular response to estradiol stimulus; regulation of DNA-templated transcription; estrogen receptor signaling pathway.
UACAGACUCUCAAAUAAGUACGAGCGUUCAGCGACAGACGGAGCAGAGCACACUUUAACAUGUAUCCUCCUGACAGCUCAUCAAAACACUGGCCAUUUCCCUAUUACACAGGCUUCUAACAGCGAUCAAAUCAAGCAAUAACAUUCUCUUUUGGGAUAUUUUUCGACUUAGAGAUCGAGCCUUACAGUGGACCAUCUGUUGACCAACUAAACAUCGAUUGCAACAGGUACUUGUGCUCUGUGCCAGGGUAUGUUUUGGCCAGUUGCCUGUCUGCACUGAAACGAGGGUUCAAAAGUCCUCUGCGGACUCACCGGUGGCUAACUGCCUCUCCCGCAAGUACAGUCUACAACACUGUAUAGGCUGCAACAGGUUUCAGUAUCGAUGUGUGAGGAGUUCAACAUGACUUACAUCAACAGUUCCCUGUUGAUGAUAUGACAGCACUGAACUCGUCCGCCUUCACCAUGUCCGAGUAUCCCGAGGGAGACAGCCCUCUACUUCAGCUGCAGGAAGUGGACUCCAGCAGGGUGGGAGGCCACGUCCUCUCUCCUAUCUUUAACUCCUCCUCUCCAUCCCUGCCGGUGGAGAGCCACCCCAUCUGCAUCCCAUCACCCUACACAGACCUCGGCCAUGACUUCACCACUCUGCCCUUCUACAGUCCCACUCUGCUGGGUUACGGCACAACUCCUCUGUCCGACUGCUCAUCAGUACGGCAGUCGCUAAGCCCCACCUUCUUUUGGCCACCUCAUAGCCACGUUUCCUCACUUGCAUUGCAUCAGCAACAGACUCGACUACAACAAAACCAUCCAACUGCUGGGACAUGGGCGGAACUUACACCACAUGAUCACGGCGAAGAGGAAAACUGCAAACCGCUGGCAAAGAGGGUAGCAGAUGCAGAGGAGACUUCUACCUCUUUGAGAGGUAAAGCUGACAUGCACUACUGUGCCGUCUGUAGCGAUUACGCUUCUGGGUAUCAUUAUGGCGUGUGGUCAUGUGAAGGAUGCAAAGCCUUCUUCAAGAGGAGUAUACAAGGACACAAUGACUACAUCUGCCCUGCCACCAACCAGUGCACCAUCGACAAGAACCGCCGCAAAAGCUGCCAGGCCUGCCGUCUCCGAAAAUGUUAUGAAGUUGGAAUGAUGAAAUGUGGGUUACGGAGAGAUCGUGGCAGCUACCAACAAAGAGGAGCACAGCAGAAGCGACUGGCACGAUGCUCUGGCAGGAUGAGAACAAGUGGCCCAAGAUCUCAAGAAAUCAAAAGUGUCCAACAUCCCCUCAGUGGAAAUAAGGUGGUUACCAUGGCGUUGAGCCCUGAGGAGCUAAUCGCUCGAAUCAUGGAUGCAGAGCCACCCGAGAUUCAUCUCAUGAAAGAUGUGAAGAAGCCGCUCACUGAGGCCAAUGUCAUGAUGUCACUGACCAACCUGGCUGACAAAGAGCUUGUUCACAUGAUCAGCUGGGCCAAGAAGAUCCCAGGUUUUGUGGAGAUCAGUCUUUUUGACCAGGUCCAUUUGCUGGAGUGCUGCUGGUUAGAGGUGCUGAUGCUGGGACUGAUGUGGCGGUCUGUUAAUCAUCCUGGAAAGCUCAUUUUCUCCCCAGACCUCAGUCUCAGCAGGGAUGAAGGCAGCUGUGUGCAGGGGUUUGUGGAGAUCUUUGAUAUGCUGCUGGCAGCCACGUCCAGGUUCAGAGAACUGAAGUUACAGAGAGAGGAGUAUGCUUGUCUCAAAGCCAUGAUCCUUCUCAACUCCAACAUGUGCCUGAGUUCGGCGGAGGGAGGAGAGGAGCUGCAGAGCCGGUCGAAGCUGCUGUGUCUGCUGGACUCGGUGACGGAUGCUCUGGUUUGGGCCAUCUCGAAGACGGGCCUGAGCUUCCAGCAGCGCUCCACCAGACUAGCCCAUCUGCUCAUGCUGCUCUCGCACAUAAGGCACAUCAGCAACAAAGGCAUGGACCACCUCCACUGCAUGAAGAUGAAGAAGAUGGUUCCUCUGUAUGACCUGCUUCUGGAGAUGCUGGAUGCUCAUAUCAUGCACAGCUCACGUGUGUCUCACUCCGGCCCUCAAGCGGCUCCUGCUCCCAAAGAGAGCAAAGGCGUCCAGGAGGCCUUCGCCUGCACUUCUCAGCACGGCGGGACCUUAGGACCCUAAACCAUUUCUGCACUGAAGAAUGAUCUAUAGUUUCGGGAGAAUGGACAACAAAAGUAGCCACACAAAAAGAGUGGAAUAGGAUUUCUCAAGAUGAAAAACAUCAGAUUUUGGCAUUUGUUGUGAAAUCCUCUUUUUUUGUUUGGUUUCACAGAACUCGUUCUGAACACAGUUUUUUGGUUUUAUGUAGCCUAAACCACAAAAAAAGGGAAAUUUAAUUUUUUACAAAACCUUAACAAUUGCUGGAGGUUUGAAAAUCGAUUACUAUUUGUUUGGAUUUCAAAAGCUUUUUUGAAAUGCAACUUGCAGUGAGAUAUCUGACAGUGUGGCCUCGCGCACCCAUUCCCAUGAAAUCUGCACCACAAUGAAAUGUACAGUUUCUACUUUUCCAUUUUCUUUCUAAACAGUACAUUUGCAACUCGCGCUUUUUGUAAAAGAAAACAACAGCAUCACACCGAUGCCCUCAUCAACACUGUCGGAACAAACAGAUCAGAUUCCAUCACUUGCAAAAUGACAGUAAGGACAGUCAUUGCUAAAGAGAGAGAUUUGUAUGCAAUGUGAGCAAAGACUAAAUUCUGGUCCAAAGGCUCAGAAGAACUGAAUCAAGCCUUAUUUUAUUUGAUUCUGUCAGAACAAGGACUUGUGAAUGUCACACCGCAGUAAUUCAGGGCAGCUGGAUGUUUUGUUUGCAUCUAUUACUUUUGACAAAACAGAUUAUGGAGCAAAACAUCAAAACAAACUGCUUUCUUUCGUCCUGCUCUCUGCCCUUUAACACCAUAAAGGGCUUGUACAAAACAUUUGAACAUUUUCUAGGGACAGCUCAAUUUAUUGCUACUAUUCCACUGUGAAAUCCUUUCUGUUGGUAAGAUGCACCACAACCACCAAAAAUGUACUUGUGAAAUUGCACUUUAAGAGUUCUCUGAAAUAUCUAAAGCCCUGUUUUCAGAAUCAAGAAAACUGAAAAUAUUGCAGUGACUACAAUGAUUAUAGCCUAUACAGUUUGGUUUAAGAUGACAGUAAUAAGAGAAAGUAUCUAGGUAAGGAGAAAAUUGAUUUAUUCCUACCUUAAAGAUUAGAAUCAUAAAGAUAGAUGUUACAAGUACUUACUUUUAAUAAACACACAAAAUAAAUGUAUAUGUUGUCUGCUGGCAGCCAU